Molecule: messenger RNA, 555 nt
Organism: Caenorhabditis briggsae
Lineage: Eukaryota; Metazoa; Nematoda; Chromadorea; Rhabditida; Rhabditidae
Exons: 4
Coding region: 1-555 (184 amino acids)
Source: RefSeq, a predicted model, not a curated record
AUGAACAACGCUCCUAUGACCUAUAAAAUGACUCCAAUGAGGGAUGUCUAUUACGAAGAGGAGAAAAAAGUUUGCUGUGGAAAAUUGACCUACAAGAAUGCGUGCAUUCUGAUUGGAGCCAUGGAAGUCGCCUACUGGGCGUAUUACGGAAUCCUGCUUCUUUUCGCAAUCAUCCACCAUCAGAGAGCUUGGAGUGUCGUGUUCACUGGUGUCAACCUUAUCAUGCUCACAGCUCAAGUGGUUAUUUUGUGGUAUGGAGUUAUCAAUGAAGCACAUAAAUUCCUUCAAACCCAUUUGAUUUUCCUAACGCUGACCUUCCUCUGGGACGUUGUUUUGGCGAUUGGAUUCUUCUGCUUAUCAGUUCUCCCUUACGCCUACACAAAUGAUAUUCUACAGUAUAAAGGAAAUGAAUGGAACGCGAGAUUAUUCGGAAUCAUUAUGGGAUCUUUGCUUCUCGUUUGGUUCGUUGCGAGAUUCUUUGCCACUGUCAUAAUCUACAGAUAUUGGAAGUUGUUGAGAGCAUUACAGGGAUAUGGUAAUGAUAAUGACUUUUAA